Molecule: messenger RNA, 1970 nt
Organism: Oncorhynchus gorbuscha (pink salmon)
Lineage: Eukaryota; Metazoa; Chordata; Actinopteri; Salmoniformes; Salmonidae
Product: tumor protein 63-like
Exons: 12
Coding region: 125-1927 (600 amino acids)
Biological process (GO): apoptotic process; regulation of transcription by RNA polymerase II; protein tetramerization
Cellular component (GO): nucleus
Molecular function (GO): DNA-binding transcription factor activity, RNA polymerase II-specific; protein binding; RNA polymerase II cis-regulatory region sequence-specific DNA binding
Source: RefSeq, a predicted model, not a curated record
GCCUGUCCUGUCCUGUUGUCAUCCAUAGUCCUCAUAGCCACUCGUUCAUUCAGACUGAGACAGGGACCAGAGGUUCAUCCUGGAGUCAGUGGAGCACACAGCACUGCUCAACCUCAGCGCCAACAUGUUGUAUCUGGAGACGGGGACGCCCACGUCGUACAGCGAGUCACAGUAUACCAACCUGGGGCUGCUGAACAGCAUGGAUCAAAACAUCCAAAAUGGCGGCUCUACCUCCACCAGUCCCUACAACAACGACCAUGUCCAGAACAACGUGUCCGCUCCUUCACCCUACGCCCAGCCCAGCUCCACCUUCGACGCCAUGUCCCCCUCCCCGGCUAUCCCCUCCAACACAGACUACGCCGGGACACACACCUUCGACGUCUCCUUCCAGCAGUCCUCCACAGCCAAGUCUGCCACCUGGACGUACUCUACAGAACUGAAGAAGCUGUACUGUCAGAUCGCCAAGACGUGUCCCAUCCAGAUCAAGGUGCUGACCAACCCCCCGCAGGGCGCCGUCAUCAGAGCCAUGCCCGUUUACAAGAAGGCAGAGCACGUCACCGAGGUGGUCAAACGCUGCCCCAACCACGAGCUCAGCCGCGAGUUCAACGACGGUCAGAUAGCCCCUCCCAGUCACCUGAUCCGAGUGGAGGGUAACAACCACUCCCAGUAUCUGGAGGACUCCAUCACGGGCCGUCAGAGUGUCUUGGUCCCGUACGAGCCCCCUCAGGUGGGCACAGAGUUCACCACCAUCCUGUAUAACUUCAUGUGCAACUCCAGCUGUGUGGGAGGCAUGAACCGACGCCCCAUACUCAUCAUCGUCACCCUGGAAACCAGAGAAGGUCAGGUGCUGGGUCGGCGCUGCUUCGAGGCCAGGAUCUGUGCGUGUCCUGGCCGGGACCGCAAGGCGGACGAGGACAGCAUCCGCAAGCAGCACGUUACUGAUGGAACAAAGAGCAGUGAGGGUAUGAAACGCCCCUUCCGCCAGGCCCCCCAUGGAAUCCAGAUGUCCUCCGUCAAGAAGAGAAGAUCCACCGAUGAGGAAGUGUUUUGUCUGCCUAUUAAAGGCCGUGAAAUCUAUGAGAUUUUAGUAAAAAUCAAAGAGUCUCUGGAACUCAUGCAGUUUCUGCCUCAGCACACUGUAGAGUCAUACAGGCAACAGCAGCAGAACCUUCUGCAGAAACAAUGGGAUCUCUGGGGGGAUGAGAGUAAUGGCCUGUACCCUCCUCUCUCCUGCCCCAGGAGCGCCAUGGCCCCCCAGCCCCAGUAUGGCUCCAGCUCCCCUCCUCACCCCCACGGCAAGGUCAACAAGCUCCCCUCCGUCAGCCAGCUAAUCAACCCCCAGCAGCGCAAUAUACUCACACCUUCCUCCAUGCCCCAAGGCCUGACUGACAUGUCUCCGAUGAUGGGCCACAUGGCUAUGAACGCUGACAUGUCCACCCUGAGCCCCGCCCACAUCCUGCAGCCCCAGUUACCCAUGGUGCCCAGCUCCCACUGCACCCCCCCGCCUCCCUACCCCAUGGACAGCAGCAUCUCCAGCUUUCUCCUGCGGCUGGGCUGCGCAGCCUGUCUGGACUACUUCACAGCACAGGGCCUGACCAACAUCUACCAGAUCGAGAACUAUAACUUGGAGGACCUGUCCCGGCUGAAGAUCCCGCAGGAGUUCCAGCACGUCAUCUGGAAGGGCAUCAUGGAGCACCGGCAGAGCAUGGAGUUCUCCCCUCCUCCCCACAUCCUGCGUACCUCCAGCGGGGCCUCCGCCGUCAGCGUAGGGUCCUCCGAGGCCCGCGGCGAGCGUGUCAUCGACGCCGUGCGCUUCACCCUGCGCCAGACCAUCUCCUUCCCUCCGCGUGACGACUGGUCCGACUUCUCCUUCGACCUGGACUCCCGACGCAACAAGCAACAGCGCAUCAAAGAGGAGGGUGAAUAGAGAGAGACACUCUGGCCGGAGUGUGUCUCUCCAGUUGUCGGGG